UCAGGGCGACGGUCUGAAUCGGUGGUGCUGGUUCGGGGGUGUUCCACGACGCGGCAUCCGGAAUGGCGGCGGUGGCGUCGGUUGUGGAGGAGGUGCUGCGGCGGGGUGUAGGGAGCGUGGGGGACGACGACGUGGCCGCGCGCAGGGCGGAGGAGGCCGCAAUAAGAAGGCAUGAUGCAGCCAGUUGGUUGCGAAAAACGGUUGGGGUAGUGUGCGCAAAGGACCUGCCAGAGGAGCCCUCAGAGGAGGAAUUCCAGCUUGGACUAAGAAAUGGCAUUGUCCUCUGCAACGCACUGAAUAAGGUCCAGCCAGGCGCCAUACCUAAGGUUGUCGGAGUGCUGUCAGAAUCAACUGCCCCUGCGGAUGGCCCAGCUUUGUGUGCAUAUCAGUACUUCGAAAAUCUGCGAAAUUUUGUUGUUGCUGUACAAAAUUUUGGCCUCCCAACAUUUGAGGUUUCUGAUUUGGAGAAGGGUGGAAAAAGUGUACGGGUUGUGGACUGUAUUCUUGCUCUGAAGUCAUUCAAUGAAAGCAAGAAAACAGGGAGACAAGCUUCAUGUAAAUAUGGUGGCAUUUUGAAGCCUUUGAUUCCCGGAAAUUAUUUCAUACUGAAGAAUUCUGAUGCCUUCAUGAAUAAGAAUACGAGAAACCACUCAGCAGAAGCAAUCCAGAAUGGUUUUUCAGGGGAGCAAAAUGCAUCUACCGAUUGUUUUCCAGAAUCCAAUGAGUUGUCUACUUCAAACUCGCUUAGCACGCUUGUCCGCGCAGUUCUCUUAGAUAAGAAACCAGAAGAAAUUCCAUUGAUUGUUGAGUCAUUGCUAGGCAAAGUUAUUCAGGAAUAUGAGCAUCGCUUUGCAAACCAGAACUUGCAGUUGGAAUGCACAGGCAACCUGAAAGGAACUGUGCCACUUUAUGGACCUGACAUGCUAUUGGAAUCAGACUAUACUUCCACCAGUGGUCAAGUGAAGAUGGAUGAAGAGAAGCAAAAUAUCUUGCAUGCAAAGGAGGAGAUCGGUUUUGUAGUAAAUGGUAGUAAAACAGCUCAACAGUUCCAACCAGAGGAAGAAAUAAAUUUUGAUCUACAGCACAAACAGAUCAGGGAGUUGAGAGGUACUGUUUCUUCUAUCAAGUCCAGUAUGGAACAAUUGAAAUUGCAGUACUCUGAGGAGUUCAGUAAUCUUGGGAAGCAUUUGUACACUAUAUCCAAUUCUGCUUCUCGAUACCACAAAGUUCUUGAGGAAAACCGCAAAUUAUACAACCAGAUACAGGAUCUUAAAGGAAAUAUUAGAGUUUAUUGUCGCGUGAGGCCUUUCCUACCUGGGCAAAUAAGUUCCUCAAGCAGUGUUGCUGGAAUGGAAGAAAGAACCAUCACAAUAAGCGCUCCUACAAAAUAUGCAAAAGAUGGAACCAAAUCUUUCACUUUCAACAAGGUCUUUGGCCCGGCAGCCACUCAAGAUGAGGUCUUUUCGGAUAUGCAACCAUUGAUACGUUCAGUUCUUGAUGGUUUCAAUGUCUGCAUAUUUGCAUACGGCCAAACAGGAUCAGGGAAGACAUAUACAAUGAGUGGACCUAAAGUUCUAACGGAGGAAAGCUUAGGUGUUAACUAUAGAGCACUAAAUGACUUAUUUAGUCUUCAAGCACAGAGAAAGGGGACAAUCAAUUAUGAUAUCUCUGUACAGAUGAUUGAGAUAUACAACGAGCAAGUGAGAGAUCUCCUUGACGAUAGUGGAAAUAGAAGAUUAGAAAUUAAAAACACUUCACAGAAAGGGCUUGCGGUUCCUGAUGCGAGCAUAGUUCCUGUCACAUCUACGGCUGAUGUUGUUGAAUUGAUGAAUCAAGGCCAAAAGAAUCGUGCAGUGGGUUCAACAGCCAUAAACGACCGAAGUAGCCGCUCCCACAGUUGCUUGACUGUUCAUGUUCAAGGAAGAGAUUUGACAUCCGGGACAAUCUUAAGAGGUUGCAUGCAUCUGGUGGAUCUAGCAGGCAGUGAAAGGGUUGAUAAGUCUGAGGUUGUCGGAGAUAGACUGAAGGAGGCUCAGUACAUAAACAAGUCACUCUCUGCACUGGGAGAUGUGAUUGCAUCCCUUGCCCAAAAGAACUCACAUGUUCCUUACCGUAACAGCAAGCUCACCCAGCUUUUGCAAGAUUCACUAGGAGGACAAGCAAAGACGCUUAUGUUUGUUCACAUAAGCCCUGAACCAGAUGCUGUUGGUGAGACGAUAAGCACCUUAAAGUUUGCUGAACGAGUUGCCUCUGUUGAGCUUGGUGCAGCAAAAGCAAAUAAAGAAAGCAGUGAGGUUAGAGAGCUCAAAGAACAGAUUGCUUGCCUCAAGGCUGCAUUGGCUAAGAAGGAAGGAGAGCCAGAAAACAUUCUAAGCACACAGUCAAGCCCAGGCAUAUACAGAAUUAGAAAAGGCAAUGCAACACCUAUAUUUCCUAAAGAUAGGCAGCCAAUGGAAGAAGUUGGGAACCUAGAGAAGGUCCGGAAUAUUUUCACUCCAAUGCAAAGGAGGUCAAAAUUGAAUUUCUCCGGCAUCCUCACCGAAAACAACUCAUCUAACUCGGUUGAGAAAUGCACUGAUCUUCAGAAGGAAAUGGGAUUAGGGGAUUGGGUUGAUAAGAUGACUAUUGGUGACGACCACUUUGAGAACUCUAAUUCCAUUGUACAGCUGGAGCCCGACACAGCACAGCUUCCAACUUCUUUCUAUCAAAGAUACAGUCCAGUGCAACAAAAUUGUAGAGCUGAAUCACUAAGAUCAGAGGGCCUAUACGGCUUUGAUUCUGCUACUAGCUGUUCCAACCAAGAAAUGGCAAUGUCAACCAUGGGCCUAAAAGCUUCUGGUAUUGCUAAUAGAGGUGUCUCAUCUAUAAAGAAGCCUGAAGUUACACCAAUGAGGAGUACAAAUCCUGCAAGCAAGUCGCCACUACAACAGAAAAAGUUUCAAACACCAACCAGGAAUAGGAACCAGCUAACUUUGAGCAGCAUAGGUGGAAGAAGAACUCCAAAUAGCAAAAUUAACAUUGCAAAGGGAUCAAUUAAUGUGAAGACUGAUUCUGGGCCAAGGUGAAAACAGCAAGACGCCUGAAAGGAGUAUGUUUUUGAAACCCUCCAGAAGGAUCAAUGAUGUAAAUUGGUUCAUGUUUCGAAUUUUCGAUAGGUAAACCAUUUCAUUACAUUAAAAAUGGAAAGAAGAAACCCAAGAUGACAGAAAGAUGGUAAAUGAGGGGAAAUUCAAAUUUGAGACUUGUUUACAUCUUCCAUACUUAGAAAUUACUCUUGUAUUAUGUGUCCAUUAGCCAUGACAGCAUCAAGUGAAUAGUUGCCUGUAAUAGACAUGUGCCAAGUUUACAGUUUUCUGCUGUGACAUGUAUGUUGCCCUGUCUCACAUUAAAUUGUCAGUUACAGAUUGAUUGCAGCAUUUGCACUGCAUAAUAGAGUCAGCCUUCCAUU
Panicum hallii is the source of this 3448-nucleotide messenger RNA. Its product is annotated as kinesin-like protein KIN-14Q. Lineage: Eukaryota; Viridiplantae; Streptophyta; Magnoliopsida; Poales; Poaceae. The record is from RefSeq and is a predicted model, not a curated record. The transcript has 19 exons. Gene Ontology annotation, molecular function: microtubule motor activity; ATP binding; microtubule binding. Gene Ontology annotation, biological process: microtubule-based movement. Bases 63 to 3065 code for a protein of 1000 amino acids.